Galeopterus variegatus (Sunda flying lemur) is the source of this 1296-nucleotide messenger RNA. It is a transcript of the gene PPP1CC, whose product is annotated as protein phosphatase 1, catalytic subunit, gamma isozyme. Gene Ontology annotation, molecular function: protein serine/threonine phosphatase activity. The coding region runs from base 87 to 1052 and encodes 321 amino acids. The transcript has 8 exons. Gene Ontology annotation, cellular component: cytoplasm; nucleus. Lineage: Eukaryota; Metazoa; Chordata; Mammalia; Dermoptera; Cynocephalidae. The record is from RefSeq and is a predicted model, not a curated record.
CUGCUCGUGGCGUGGGAAAGGAGGCGUGAAUCCCGGGCGCGAGCCGGCGGCGGCGCCGCUGCUGGAAGGUCGGCGGUGGGAAGGCGAUGGCGGAUAUAGAUAAACUCAACAUCGACAGCAUCAUCCAACGGUUGCUGGAAGUGAGAGGGUCGAAACCUGGUAAGAAUGUCCAGCUACAGGAGAAUGAAAUCAGAGGACUGUGCUUAAAGUCUCGUGAGAUCUUUCUCAGUCAGCCUAUCCUACUAGAACUUGAAGCACCACUGAAAAUAUGUGGUGAUAUCCAUGGGCAAUACUAUGAUUUGCUUCGACUUUUUGAGUACGGUGGUUUCCCGCCAGAAAGCAACUACCUGUUUCUUGGGGACUACGUGGACAGGGGGAAGCAGUCAUUAGAGACUAUCUGCCUCUUACUGGCCUACAAAAUCAAAUAUCCUGAGAAUUUUUUUCUUCUCAGAGGGAACCAUGAAUGUGCCAGCAUCAAUAGAAUUUACGGAUUUUAUGAUGAAUGUAAAAGAAGAUACAACAUUAAACUAUGGAAAACUUUCACAGACUGUUUUAACUGCUUGCCGAUAGCAGCCAUCGUGGAUGAAAAAAUAUUCUGCUGUCAUGGAGGUUUAUCACCAGAUCUUCAAUCUAUGGAGCAGAUUCGGCGAAUUAUGCGACCAACUGAUGUACCAGAUCAAGGUCUUCUUUGUGAUCUUUUGUGGUCUGACCCCGAUAAAGAUGUCUUAGGCUGGGGUGAAAAUGACAGAGGAGUGUCCUUCACAUUUGGUGCAGAAGUGGUUGCAAAAUUUCUCCAUAAGCAUGAUUUGGAUCUUAUAUGUAGAGCCCAUCAGGUGGUUGAAGAUGGAUAUGAAUUUUUUGCAAAGAGGCAGUUGGUCACUCUGUUUUCUGCACCCAAUUAUUGUGGAGAGUUUGACAAUGCAGGUGCCAUGAUGAGUGUGGACGAAACACUGAUGUGUUCUUUUCAGAGUUGCCCAUUUUCCUUGCCUAUUUAUCCAUGGGGAUUCUCCGUGGCCUGGGUUGAAGUUGAGUUCCUCCAGAGAAGGAGAUAAGGACUGCAACCUCGAGGUAACAUCAAGGACUUGAAGCUGAACACAGACUCUGAUGCUGAAGUUUCCAAUCCAUCAUGGAACCCCGACAUUUGACUCAGACCAUCUGCUGCUCCCAGAUCACCCCCCUCCCCCUCCCUUUUUUUUUUCUUCAGAACAAAGACCUUUAUCUCAUCUUCCUACCUCUUCCCCUUUAUAAGCCUCAGGACAGGCAUCAGAAGGUGGUAUGAUUUUAGCCUGGUCAUCC